AAAACUAGAAGUCUGCAAAAACACAACCGCAAGCUCCAGUUGGAAGAGUGAAAAACAGUGAGCUUUGAUAACAUGUAAAUCAAUGAAACUUCAUUGAAUUACAUUGGGUUUUGCAUAAUCUGAAUGAGAAUGAAAUUGUUUAAGAAUUAAAUUAUUGUUGUUAGAAGAAAGAUUGAAGAGAAUGAUGAGGAUACUGACGCUUAUGAAGAGGAUUGGGCAAACAUUACCAUUUUCAGGACGGCAAAACCACAUAAUUACAAGAAAAUUAAGUACCCAGAUUCUAAAAUCUCCUCAGUCUCUGGUUUCUCUUGACCUCCCCGAAAUUUGGGCUCCUGGUAUCAAUGGUGCUGAUUCUUACACUCUUCCUUCAUCCAACGCCCUUAGUGAGCAGGAUGCUGCUGUAAUAGAUGGGAAGUCAAUUUCAGAGGAAAUUAGAUCGAACAUAGAUGUUGAAGUAAGGAGGAUGAAAAAUGGCAUUGGAAAGGUUCCUGGCUUGGUGGUUAUUUUAGUGGGUGAGAGAAGCGACUCACAAACAUAUGUUCGUAACAAGAUAAAUGCCUGUGAAGAAGCUGGCAUUAGGUCUCUUGUUGCUGAACUUCCCGAAGAUUGCACUGAAAAUGCAGUCAUGGAUGCUGUGUCGAGUUUUAAUGAGGACCCAUCUAUUCACGGUAUUCUUGUGCAGCUUCCCUUACCACAACAUUUGGAUGAAAGCAAGAUUUUGAACAUGGUGAGGUUGGAAAAAGAUGUAGACGGCUUCCAUCCAUUAAAUAUGGGGAAUCUUGCCUUGAGAGGAAGGGAACCGUUGUUUAUCUCAUGCACUCCUAAGGGUUGCGUCGAAUUAUUGAUCAGGUUCGGUGUGGAAAUCAAGGGGAAGCAUGCUGUGGUUAUUGGGAGAAGCAAUAUUGUUGGUUUGCCCACUUCCUUGUUGUUGCAGAGGCACCAUGCAACUGUUAGCAUUGUAAAUGCUUUCACAAAUAAUCCGAAGGCAGUAACUAGUGAAGCCGACAUUGUGGUCACAGCUGCUGGAGUGCCCAAUUUGGUCCACGGUGACUGGUUAAAGCCUGGUGCAGUUGUUAUUGAUGUGGGAACUUGCCCAGUUGAGGAUCCCAGCAGUGAGUACGGUUAUCGUCUUGUGGGAGAUGUUUGCUAUGAAGAAGCAGUGAAGGUGGCGUCGGCUAUUACACCUGUGCCAGGAGGUGUUGGACCCAUGACAAUUGCCAUGUUGCUAUGUAACACUCUUGAUUCUGCCAAGAGAACAUAUAAUUUUGUGUGAUCAAACAAUACAUACAUGCUACAAUUGCAUAACAUUUUUUACAGUCGGAUAGCUCCACAAGCUUAUUCUGAA
Mercurialis annua (annual mercury) is the source of this 1345-nucleotide messenger RNA. Its product is annotated as bifunctional protein FolD 1, mitochondrial. Gene Ontology annotation, biological process: tetrahydrofolate interconversion. Lineage: Eukaryota; Viridiplantae; Streptophyta; Magnoliopsida; Malpighiales; Euphorbiaceae. The transcript is spliced from 5 exons. The coding region runs from base 182 to 1273 and encodes 363 amino acids. The record is from RefSeq and is a predicted model, not a curated record. Gene Ontology annotation, molecular function: methylenetetrahydrofolate dehydrogenase (NADP+) activity; methenyltetrahydrofolate cyclohydrolase activity. Gene Ontology annotation, cellular component: cytosol.